This is a messenger RNA of Balaenoptera musculus (blue whale), 2451 nucleotides long. It is a transcript of the gene MINDY3, whose product is annotated as MINDY lysine 48 deubiquitinase 3. The transcript has 14 exons. Gene Ontology annotation, biological process: protein K48-linked deubiquitination. Lineage: Eukaryota; Metazoa; Chordata; Mammalia; Artiodactyla; Balaenopteridae. Gene Ontology annotation, molecular function: cysteine-type deubiquitinase activity; K48-linked deubiquitinase activity. The record is from RefSeq and is a predicted model, not a curated record. The coding region runs from base 697 to 1656 and encodes 319 amino acids.
GAUUUGAGCAGACUGUUGAAGUAACUGAGUUAGUCAUGCAGGUAUCUGAAGAGUGUUCCAGGCAGUGAGGAUGGCCAUUGUAAAAGACUUAAUGACUUAAUGCAGAAUACGUCUGGCUUUUUGUUCAAGGAACGGGAAGGAGGUUAGUUUGGCUGGAGAGGGAAUGAGGGAACAGGUCAGUGAUAAAGAUGAUGUAAGAAAUAAUAUGGCCCAAAUCACUAAGAUUUUAUAGGCCAUUGUAAGGACUUUGGUUUUUAUUCUAAAUGAGAUGAGAGGUCAUUGGAAGGUUUGGAGCAGAGGAGAGACACGACAGGACAAGUUUUUAAAGGGCUGAUCUGACUGCUAAGUUUGAGGAUAGACAGUAGUGUAUUGAGUGAGACAGCAAGACCAAAUGAGAGACAGUUGCAGUAGUCCGAGGGUAAAAGACCAUGGCUUAGGCCAGGAGAGUAGGAGGUGGUCACGUUGACCUCAUCCAGCAGAAGCAAAACAAGAGUCAUCUAGAUCUAACAAAAGGUUUGUGUUUAGUGAAUCAGAGGGAUCUGCAUUAGAACAGUUUGAAGGUGGCCCCUGUGCUGUUAUUGCACCCGUUCAGGCAUUUCUUUUGAAGAAGCUCCUGUUUUCUUCUGAGAAGUCUUCUUGGAGGGAUUGCCAAGAAAGCGCUUGUUGUAGCGACUCUGGACCGUACUGCUUGGCUUCAUGGCUAAGAGGAAAGACAGCGGAGGAGGCUGCUGGUCUUCCUGGGAGCCCUGCACAGUCCAGCUGCCAAGUGGACCAUUCUUAAAAAGAUCAUUCAGAAGUUUAUCAGAAUUAAAAGAUGCUGUUUUCGACCAGUAUUCAGUGUGGGGAAGCAAAUUUGGAGUAUUGCUUUUUCUGUAUUCUGUGUUACUGACAAAGGGCAUUGAAAACAUAAAAAAUGAAAUUGAAGAUUCAAGUGAACCUUUGAUAGAUCCUGUGUAUGGACAUGGCAGCCAAAGUUUAAUUAACCUCCUUCUAACGGGACACGCAGUUUCUAACGUAUGGGACGGUGAUAGAGAAUGCUCAGGAAUGAAACUUCUUGGUAUACAUGAACAAGCAGCUGUAGGAUUCUUAACACUAAUGGAAGCGUUGAGAUACUGUAAGGUUGGUUCUUACUUGAAAUCUCCAAAAUUCCCUAUUUGGAUUGUUGGCAGUGAAACUCACCUCACCGUAUUUUUUGCCAAGGAUAUGGCUUUAGUUGCCCCUGAGGCUCCUUCAGAACAAGCCAGAAGAGUUUUUCAAACUUACGAUCCCGAAGAUAAUGGAUUCAUACCUGAUUCACUUCUAGAAGAUGUGAUGAAAGCAUUGGACCUUGUUUCAGAUCCUGAAUAUAUAAAUCUCAUGAAGAAUAAAUUAGAUCCAGAAGGAUUAGGAAUCAUAUUAUUGGGUCCAUUUCUUCAAGAAUUUUUUCCUGAUCAGGGUUCCAGUGGUCCAGAGUCUUUUACUGUCUACCACUACAAUGGACUGAAGCAAUCAAAUUACAAUGAAAAGGUAAUGUAUGUGGAAGGAACUGCAGUUGUUAUGGGUUUUGAAGAUCCCAUGCUACAGACAGAUGACACUCCUAUUAAACGCUGUCUCCAAACCAAAUGGCCAUACAUUGAAUUACUCUGGACCACAGAUCGGUCUCCGUCACUAAACUGAUUUGCCGAAGUAUUUAUAAGGAAGAUUGUAAUAGCAGAUGUUGAAAGAGGGAUGAAAGACUGGCAAUUGGCUCAAUUAAGCUAUACACUGGUAUCAUUGAUUGACUGUAAAUAACAAUUGAAAACACAUUUUCAGUGUUUAAGAUAUGUUUAAAUUAUUUGUUUUAAAGCUUUAAGUUAAAGGUUACCCUAUUUAAACUCUUUAUGUGAAAUUUACUAGCAAAACUAAGCUGUAAUCAAACUUUAUCACUGUUGCAGUCAGAUAAUUUGGUCAUUUAUCAAACAUCAUAUUAUAACAUUUUAAUAUUGAGUAUCAAAGUUACUAUUUAUAAACUACUUUGGGGUUUUAUUUCAUUCAGGCACAGUUUAUUUAAAUGAUUCUGGCAUGCAAUAUAUCAGCCUCCACACUGAAAUGCAAAAGAGUUUAUCUUUGUUAUUUUCUAAAAUCUGGUUUCCAUUAGAAACAUUGAUAAAUAACAAAUUGUCAACCUGGAUCUUUGACAAUUGGCUUAGCUCUGGCAUGUUUAUAAAAAGUAGAAGCUAUAAGGGAACAUUACCAUUUAUUCACAGACAUAUAGAGGAAAGAGAAUCUGAUAUAGUCUUAAGACUGUCAGCUUUCACUGUAUUGCCAAAUACACUUUUCCAAAUUUGUCCCAACAGCCCUGUAAGCCAGCUUUCUUGUAUAUUUUAAAUGUGAUAAAUGCAUGAGAACAUCUGUUAUUACAUUAGUAUAUUGCAUUAUUUAUUAUGAUCCUAGUGGAUGGUCUAAAUAAACACUUUUUUUUCUUCAACCAUA